UCGCGAACUCAAAGGCGGUCGCACAUGUUGCACGCUGAGAAAACGGAGCAGACAACGCAAAUAAAUAACCAAAAUAGACACUUAAAUAUUGAAAAUCACAAAGAUUGUUUUUGUUUCGUGUGAGUGUGUUGAAUUAUAAAAAGUUUUUGUUUGGCUUUUCUCUGUAUUUUUUACGGUGUCCAAUACAACGAACCGAAACGCUGGGCUAAAUUUAGCCAGAAUAUUGAACAAGUUUUUUUUGAAAAUGCAGUCAAAAAAAAUGUUUGGUAUAACCGAAUCAUAAUCAAGGUCUAAUUUAUUUUUUAAAUAAAAAAAUAGGCAAUGUGACUGUGAAGCGCCAACACAAACAAGACACAAAUAAAAAGGAGUUAUUUCAAACCCUACCAGCCUAUUAAGCUGUGCCACAUACGACAUUUAACAAACCUAAAAACACGAACAAACAAAAUACUCUUCUGCCUAGAGUAUUUAACAGACUAUUAAAAACCUUAUGGCAACAACAACCACAACGCAGGCAGCAGGAGCUGCACCAGCUCUCAAUUUAUUGCCCGCCAGCAAUAAUAAUGUAAAUAAUGCACUAAACAUUAAUAAUAACAACGUGAUAAGCCAGCCGAUUAAAAUACCGCUGAACGAACGCUUCUCGUCGCAAACAUCGACAGGUUCGGCGGACAGUGGCGUAAUUGUUUCCAGUGCAUCGCAGCAGCAACUACAGUUGCCGCCACCUCGCAGCAGCAGUGGCUCGCUGAGUUUGCCACAGGCACCUCCUGGCGGCAAGUGGCGGCAGAAGCAGCAGCGACAGCAGUUGCUGCUCAGUCAGGACAGCGGCAUCGAAAACGGUGUCACGACCCGGCCAUUGAAAACCAAGGAUAUUCAGGGCGUGGGAAAGGGAAAACCGAGCCACAAUGCCAAGGCCUCGAAGGAGAUCGGGGAGCAGUCAAACAGCAGCAGCGAAAGCCUGGGCAGCAAUUGUUCUGAGGCCCAGGAUCAGCAGAGAAUAAGAGCCUCUUCCGCUUUAGAGCUCAGCAGUGUGGACAACCCCGCUGUCGUGGGUGCCAGUAACGUGGCUAACAACAUCUUGCGUAGCCGCAUCAAGUACAAGAGUACCAAUAGCACCGGGACCCAGGGAUUCGAUGUGGAGGAUCGCAUCGAUGAGGUAGAAAUCUGUGAUGAUGACGUGGACUGCGACGAUGUGGAAAUCGAGGAGGAGGAUGAUGGCGUCAAUGUGGAUGACGAUGUCGAGGAGGCCGACAACGACAACCAAUCUGACAGUCAGUCGGGUAUUAUAAUAAACCUCAAGAGCAAGUCCGAGCCACAGGUGCAGAAGGAGAAGGAGGAGAAGGAGGCAAAGGAGGCAAAGGAGGCGGAUCUUAAACCUAAAAACCGAUUACUGCCACCCGAUCAGGCGAAACUAACAGUGGCAGCGGCCAUAGCUCGUCGUCGCGAUGCCAAGAGCCUCGCCACCGACGGCCACAUAUACUUUCCCCUGCUCAAGAUCAGCGAGGAUCCACACAUUGAUUCCAAGCUGAUUAAUCGCAAGGAUGGCCUCCAGGAUACCAUGUAUUACCUAGACGAGUUCGGCAGUCCCAAGUUGAGGGAGAAGUUUGCCCGUAAGCAGAAACAGCUGCUUGCCAAGCAGCAAAAACAGAUGAUAAAGAGGGAGCGGAGGAGCGAGGAGCAGCGCAAGAAGCGAAACACCACCGUGGCAUCCAACUUGGCUGCCAGUGGUGAGGUGGUGGAUGAGACCAAAGAUGAUUAUAAGCAACAACCACACUGUGAUACUAGCUCUAGGAGCACACAUAACUCGGUACCCAAUCCCUCCAGGCACCUUCACGAUGAUCACCACACCAAUGUGGAUGUAGACGAGGAUGUCGAGGAACACAGCCACAGGGACAACGGAGUGGUCAAGAUGCGCCGCCACAGCCACGACAACCACUACGACAGAAUCCCCCAAAGCAACACAACCACAAUCACUACCCGCCCCAAAAACGAUCAUCAGUCCCAGGACAACGGGGAUAUCGAGCAAGGAGCCGAGCCAGAUCUCGAAGGCGACGCAGAUGCGGACAGCGAUGAGAGUGGCGAGAACGUUAAGACUGCCAAAUUGGCCAGAACUCAAUCCUGCGUCAGUUGGACCAAAGUGGUGCAAAAGUUCAAAAAUAUACUAGGUCGCGAUGGUUCCAAAAUUACAACAGUUGUUGCAACACCCGGCCAAGGCACCGAUCGCGUACAAGAGGUCUCCUAUACAGACACUAAGGUCAUCGGCAAUGGCAGCUUCGGCGUCGUGUUCCAGGCAAAGCUUUGCGAUACCGGCGAACUGGUGGCAAUCAAAAAAGUUUUACAAGACAGACGAUUUAAGAAUCGUGAAUUGCAAAUUAUGCGCAAGUUGGAGCAUUGUAAUAUUGUAAAGCUUUUGUACUUUUUCUAUUCGAGCGGUGAAAAACGUGAUGAAGUAUUUUUGAAUUUAGUCCUCGAAUAUAUACCAGAAACCGUAUACAAAGUGGCUCGCCAAUAUGCCAAAACCAAGCAAACGAUACCAAUCAAUUUUAUUCGGCUCUACAUGUAUCAAUUGUUUAGGAGUUUGGCCUACAUCCACUCGCUGGGCAUUUGCCAUCGUGAUAUCAAGCCGCAGAACCUUCUGCUCGAUCCUGAGACGGCUGUGCUGAAGCUCUGUGACUUCGGCAGUGCCAAACAGCUGCUGCACGGCGAGCCGAAUGUGUCGUACAUCUGCUCCCGGUAUUACCGCGCCCCCGAGCUCAUCUUUGGCGCCAUUAAUUAUACAACAAAGAUCGAUGUGUGGAGUGCCGGUUGCGUUUUGGCCGAGCUGUUGCUGGGCCAGCCUAUCUUCCCUGGGGAUUCCGGUGUCGAUCAGCUCGUCGAGGUCAUCAAGGUCCUGGGCACACCGACAAGAGAACAGAUACGCGAAAUGAAUCCAAACUAUACGGAAUUCAAGUUUCCACAAAUUAAGAGUCAUCCAUGGCAGAAAGUUUUCCGUAUACGCACUCCUACAGAAGCUAUAAACUUGGUGUCCCUCCUGCUCGAGUACACGCCCAGUGCCCGGAUCACACCGCUAAAGGCUUGUGCACAUCCGUUCUUUGACGAGCUGCGCAUGGAGGGCAACCACACCUUGCCCAACGGUCGCGAGAUGCCGCCGUUGUUCAACUUCACCGAGCACGAACUCUCGAUACAACCCAGCCUAGUGCCACAAUUGUUGCCCAAGCAUCUGCAGAACGCAUCCGGACCUGGCGGCAACCGAUCCUCAGCCGGCGGCGCAGCCUCUGCUGCGGCCAGCGGCUCCACCAGCGUCUCGUCAACAGGCAGUGGUGCCUCCGCGGAAGGAUCCGCCCAGCCGCAGGGCACAGCAGCGGGAUCGGGAUCCGGCGGAGCAGCAGCAGGAGCCGGCGGAACAAGUGCUGGGGGUCCCGGGUCUGGCAACAGCAGCAGCGGCGGCGGAGCACCGGGGGCGCCAUCUACCGUGGCAGCUGCUGCCAAUGCCGCGGUCGCCGGUGGUGGUGGUGUCGGUGCGGGGGCCACUGCGGCCACAGCAGCUGGCGGUAUGGCCGCGAGCAACGCCAACUUAACAGGUUCCCAGUCGAACAGCGCCCUGAACAGCAGCGGAAGUGGCGGAAGCGGUAGUGGAAACGGAGAGGCAGGUGCCUCGGGAUCCGGAUGCGGAUCGGGAUCGGGAGGUGGAAACGGCGGGGAUAACGACGCUGGAGACAGUGGAGCAGCCGGAUCUGGAGGAGGAGCAGCAGAAACCGAGGCAGCGGCGUCGGGUUAGCGCGACAGAGGUGCUCUUUUAAUGUAAUGUUAUUCACAGGAUUUUCUCUUGGGCCAGGGAUUAAGUUUACCAUUUUGGCCAUAAGCGACAUGGCAACAACACACAGACACACACAGUUAGACUCGACCUUAGAGAUGAAUGAAAUUCCAGCUAAAGCUAACACAAAAUAAGACAAUGGAUUUCACUUCACACUACACCCACCCAAUACACUGACACCCCCACCCCGACAACAACCACAUCCUUACACAUUCUCACUUACAACACACAUGUAUGUAUGUAUAUCAAGCUAUAUGCAUUGGGCGCAAGCAAAUAUUUAGCAUAAAAGUCGAGAAAAUACAAAGAUUCAAUUUAAAUUAUGCAUAAAUAAUUUAAAAAAUAAUAAUCUGUACUAUUGAAAAACAAAGAUAAAAACUCCGGAUGAAUGUUAAGAAACAAUCGGAAGAAUCGUCCCCUUACGCCCCCGCCCUCAAAUUUAGCUAAUAACAUUUAAAAAAUAGCUCGCGAAACGUAAUAAAACUUAAGUAAAAAACCACAAGAAAUAUAAGAGAAUACUUAGUGAAAUAAAUCAAAAUUUUUGCCCCAUUUAACGUUUAUAUAUAUGCGGUUAUAGAAAUAUAAAACGUUCACAGCAGUUAGCAAUCCAUAGUGAAAGUAAAAAUGAAAAUAAAAGGCGGCAAAUUAACAACUAGCAAAAAGGAGGAUAUAACAUUUACUAAACUCGCGCAAGUGCAUCUAUAUAAAUACGAUAUAGAUAUUAUACAAACAUAGAAAUAUAUACGAGAUAUUACCGAGACAUUCGUAAUCCUAGUAGCAACCCCAAACCAUGAACCAGAAAUGCCGAGGUAAAAGAAAACUCCACGUAUAGCAACAUUUCGUGGCCUGUUCUUAAGUGACGCAUAGGAACUACGAUUAUCUAAGGAAGCGAUCGUCAAAAUGCAAUAUACACUAACACUAUACAUAAAUACAAAGGUUAUAACAAAAAGAGCAAAGAUAAAUGAAUGUAUGAAUGAGUAAAACGCUUUUAGCGCGCGACGCCACCCAUUAACUUAAAUUAACAAUGCUAAUAGUGAGGUAAUGAGGUAGUAUUGCCAGGAUAUAUUUAAAAGUAACCGACAAAAAACAUUUAGCUGCAAUUAAAAAUUUAAACUUAUUUAAUACAAAUUGAAGUAAAAUACAAUGAAACCGAGGACGGUUUUAGAAUAUAAGGCCUUAGAUCAACCGGAAACUCCUGCGCGACUAUAGCUACCCCUCGGUUUGAUUGGUUCCAAUAUAUUUCUUUAUACCUACGAAAAAGACCCAGUUAAACUGCUUAGAUCUCGUUUUGAAAAUCUGCGAUUAUGUCCAAGCACUUUAAGCCCAUUAAAACCAACUAAGUAAACAAAACCAAUCGAAAUACGAAAAAAGGUAAAGAAAAAGGGAAAACAAGUCUAUUUGUAUGUAUUUCCAUAGAACUCCUUCUAUAUUAUAUGAGAACAUAUUUUUUUUUUACUAACUAAAUGAUACAUUUAUACAAUUAAUGAAGUUGAGUUUUGUGGCAUCAAAACUAAAUAAAUUUAACUAUAUACAUAUAUGUACACACCCACACAAAAAAACACACGUAAAUUCAGACAUAUUCACACGCACAUACGUUUAUAAUUUCAGAUAAAUUUAAAACCGCAGAUUUGAACACUUAUUUCCGUUUUGGUAAAGAUGCUAAGACAACUGCAGACAAGUUAUAUAAACCGUAAAAAACACCCACUCACACUGCUUACAUUGUAAUUACAAGUUUCAACUGAAGAAAAAUGAAAGCCCAAAACAAUAUAUACAUAUACACACAUAUAUAUGCAUAGAAAAACAUACUUAUAUAUGAUGAAGAACUUCAGCGUUUCGCUUUAAUUAUGAGGCAACAACCACGAGAGAAAUCCAAACCAAAUUUAAACUUAAUUAACAAAUAAACACAACUAAACUAACUGCAAAACUAAAAAGUGGGAAAACCAAAUUGAAAGAGGAAAUGAUGAUGAAAUAAAACAAGACAAGUGCGUAAAAACCAUUAAUUUAAAAACAAUAAAAAUUACAAACAAAAAUAUA
Messenger RNA from Drosophila biarmipes, 5839 nucleotides. It is a transcript of the gene sgg, whose product is annotated as protein kinase shaggy. Gene Ontology annotation, molecular function: ATP binding; protein serine/threonine kinase activity. The record is from RefSeq and is a predicted model, not a curated record. The transcript has 9 exons. Gene Ontology annotation, biological process: negative regulation of canonical Wnt signaling pathway; protein phosphorylation; signal transduction. The coding region runs from base 488 to 3772 and encodes 1094 amino acids. Gene Ontology annotation, cellular component: axon; cytosol; nucleus. NCBI's taxonomy places the organism in Eukaryota, Metazoa, Arthropoda, Insecta, Diptera, Drosophilidae.